Messenger RNA from Gamsiella multidivaricata, 2313 nucleotides. RefSeq lists its product as uncharacterized. NCBI's taxonomy places the organism in Eukaryota, Fungi, Mortierellomycota, Mortierellomycetes, Mortierellales, Mortierellaceae. The transcript has 5 exons. The record is from RefSeq and is a predicted model, not a curated record. The coding region runs from base 180 to 2177 and encodes 665 amino acids.
CACCACAACAACAACAACAACAACAACAACAACAACAACAACAACAACAACAGCAGCAGCAGCAGCAGCAGCAACAAAAUCAGGGGCAACAGGUGCAGCAGCACCAACAGUUGCAACAGAACCAACAAUUGCAGCAAACCCCACAACUGCAGCCGAACCAGCAGCAGCAACCACAGCAAAUGACACCGCAAAUGACACCGCAAAUGACACCUCAGAUGACACCACAAAUGACACCGCAGAUGACACCGCAGAUGACACCGCAAAUGACACCGCAAAUGCAGCUGCAGCAAAUGCAGCAAGCCCAGGUCCAACAGAUGGUCCAGCCGCCUUUGGACCAACAUCAGCUCUUAUUACAACGCCAAAAGAUGCAGCAACAGCAGCAGCUCCAGUUCCAAAUGCAACAAAUGGCAGCGAGGAACGCAGGCGCAAUACAGGCGGGAGACCAGGCGACUCCAGGACCUAACGGUAUGGACCCUCAAGUCGACUCGCCACAGGAUCGAAAGAGGAUCCGUAACAAUUCUGCGGGCGCAUUCUCUCCAGUGAUCGGUCAAGCUGCCCAUGCAACGCCGCUGCAGCACAACAGCUCGCUCAUGGCCGCUAACGUCAGCUCACCUAACAUGAUCGGAUCACCUACGCCCUCCAGCUCACAGCCUGCCGCUGCACCAGAGGCGCCAGCCAAAGGUAACCGGCGAAAGAAGGCUGUCAAGAAGGAGCAAUCCGUGGAUCCAUCCGCAGAAUCGGCGGCGGCGGGGGCUCCUGCAGGACAGUUCAACGUACCAGCAACGCCGGCUGCGAAUGGCUUUGCAAGCCCCAAUUUAUCUCAUAUGCAGCAGCUCCAAGCACAACAGCAAGCUCAGCAACAGGCGCAGCAGCUAGGACAGCCGCCUUUGCAAGUUCAACCUCAAACACAACAGAUGCAGGCACAGCAGCAGCAGCAGCAGCAACAGCAGCAACAGCAGCAACUACAGCUACAGCAACAACAAGCACAAAAGAUCCAGCAGCAACAGCAACAGCUCCAGCAGCAACACCAACACCAACAGCAACAACAACAACAGCAGCAGCAGCAACAGCAAUUGCAGCAGCAGCAGCAUCUACAGAUCCAGAUGCAAAUGCAGAGAGCUCAACAGCAACAACAGCAGCAGCUAGCCGCCAUGGGCGCCAUGAAUCCACAUAUCCGGCCCGUCAUGGCGAAUUCCCCUGUUAGGCCAGGGGUCAGUCCUACCUUGACUCCAGGCACCAUUCAGUCGCCAAUCGGAAACCCUCAAAUACCACCAGGAAUGAUGUCUCAGCCCCAGCUUCAGGUCCGUCAGUUCCAAGCACAUCAGCAGCGGCUCCAACAUAUGCAACUUUUACAGCAGCAGCAACAAGCGCAACAGCAGGCACAGCAACAGGCGCAGCAGCAGGCUCAGCAACAAGCACAACAACAGGCACAGCAGCAGGCGCAACAGCAGCAGCUUUUUGUCCAGCAGCAACAGGGAACACCCGGUCCACAGACGCCCCAAGACUCCUCUCAGAUCAAGAACACCCAAAGCCCCAUCCCACAAAACAGCUUGCCAAAUGGCCUGCAUGGACAGGCAGAGUCCUUAGCAAGUGGUCCAGGAGCACAGGAUAUGAAUCACCAGCAUAUAUCGUCACCUACGCCGGUCAACCAAGUUAUACGGGAUCGGAUAAAUUCCAUGCAAUCACCCGGUAACACGAGCAAUCCAGCCACACCAAUGAACACCGGAUCGCCGACGAACCGCGCUAGGACUACUCAGCAGCAGUUCCAUGCUCAUCAGCAAGAAGCGCAAAAGAAGCAGCAGGCCUUGGUCUGGAACCGUCAACAAGGUCAACUACCCACAGAUGGUACAAAGCAGCAGCAACAACAACGACAGGCCAUGAUGGGUCAUCAGCAGAUGCUGGGCGAGAGUCAGCGGCAUGGAGAGGAAUUUGUUGGUUCACCCAAUACGAAUGCACAGUCUGGAGCGCCGGCGACGAUCAUUUCGCCUGUAUCUGGAAUGGAAAGUAUGACGAUGGGGUCGGGCGGUGUGGACGAGAUCGGGAGGAUUCAGAGUCUGCUGACGGACAACAGCGAGUUUGAGCACAUCGAUAAUGAUGGAUUACAGAUGGAUGACAUGGGUGUCGAUGCGUAUGGAAAUGUCAACCUGUUGAGUCUCGGGAGGAACGAAGGUCUGUGAUGGGCAACAAUGGUACAUGCAAAUGACGCCCGCUCAUAAUUCACAAUUGCAAUUGUCUGCCAGCUUGAGUGGCCAUGUACAGAAAGUCAGCACCUGCGCUAUGUCAUCCGAUGGAAGGUGGCUCGCGAGUGCGGGA